This is a messenger RNA of Leucoraja erinaceus (little skate), 1914 nucleotides long. It is a transcript of the gene cct7, whose product is annotated as chaperonin containing TCP1, subunit 7 (eta). Gene Ontology annotation, cellular component: chaperonin-containing T-complex. Lineage: Eukaryota; Metazoa; Chordata; Chondrichthyes; Rajiformes; Rajidae. The transcript has 12 exons. The record is from RefSeq and is a predicted model, not a curated record. Gene Ontology annotation, biological process: protein folding. Bases 56 to 1750 code for a protein of 564 amino acids. Gene Ontology annotation, molecular function: ATP hydrolysis activity; ATP binding; ATP-dependent protein folding chaperone.
AGGCCGUCCGUCUUCGCGGUCACCACGGCGACGUGUGCGCGUCUCCGCCUGCGUCAUGACGCGGUGGAGGGGCGGGGCGGGGCGGGCAGUUGCUGGAAGGUUCCGAGCAGCCGGCACGAUGAUGUCUGCACCAGUUAUCCUCCUGAAGGAAGGCACUGACACUUCACAAGGGACCCCUCAGCUUGUCAGUAACAUUAAUGCCUGCCAGGUGAUCGCAGAGGCCAUUCGCACCACGUUGGGGCCACGAGGAAUGGACAAGCUCAUUGUGGAUGACAGAGGAAAAGCGACCAUUUCCAACGACGGGGCCACCAUCUUAAAGCUGCUUGAUGUUGUUCACCCUGCUGCAAAAACCCUUGUAGACAUUGCAAAAUCACAAGACGCUGAGGUGGGCGAUGGGACUACUUCAGUUACUCUGUUGGCCGCAGAAUUCCUCAGACAGAUUAAAUCGUACGUGGAGGAGGGGCUUCAUCCCCAGAUAAUCAUCCGAUCCUUUCGCACGGCCACCCAGCUGGCUGUGGAAAAAAUUAAAUCCAUUGCUGUAACUGUGAAGAAAGAUGACAAGGAACUUCAGCGAGAGCUUUUUGAGAAAUGUGCUGCCACUGCCCUCAGCUCCAAACUGAUUGCUCCGCAGAAGGACUUCUUCUCCAAGAUGGUGGUGGAAGCCGUCAUGAUAUUGGAUGAUCUCCUGCCACUGAAAAUGAUCGGAAUUAAGAAAGUUCAAGGAGGUGGUUUGGAGGAAUCUCAAUUGGUAGCCGGUGUUGCUUUCAAGAAAACAUUCUCUUACGCUGGAUUUGAGAUGCAGCCCAAGAAGUACACCAAGCCGAAGAUCGCACUGCUGAAUGUGGAGCUGGAGCUCAAAGCCGAGAAGGAUAAUGCUGAGGUCCGGGUGGCCAAUGUUGAGGACUAUCAGGCCAUUGUGGACGCAGAAUGGAGCAUUCUUUACGAUAAGCUGGAGAAGGUCCACCUGUCGGGGGCCAAGGUUGUGCUGUCCAAACUUCCCAUCGGUGAUGUGGCCACCCAGUACUUUGCAGACCGGGACCUUUUCUGUGCAGGCAGAGUCCCAGAGGAGGACCUCAAGCGGACCAUGAUGGCCUGUGGCGGCUCCAUUCAAACUAGCAUUAAUGCCAUGACGGAUGAUGUGCUGGGACAGUGCGAGCAGUUCGAGGAGGCCCAGGUUGGAAGUGAAAGAUACAAUUUCUUCACUGGAUGCCCCAAGGCCAAGACGUGCACCAUCUUACUGCGAGGAGGCUCGGAGCAGUUUAUGGAUGAGACUGAGCGCUCCCUUCAUGAUGCUAUCAUGAUCGUCAGGCGGGCCAUUAAGAAUGAUUCCGUGGUGGCCGGGGGAGGUGCCAUUGAGAUGGAGAUCUCCAAGUACCUGCGGGAUUACUCCAGGACCAUCCCAGGCAAGGUCCAGCUGCUGAUCGGGGCGUACGCCAAGGCUCUGGAGGUGAUCCCGCGCCAACUGUGUGACAACGCCGGCUUUGACGCCACCAACAUCCUCAACAAGCUGCGUGCCAAGCACGCCCAGGGAGGGGUGUGGUACGGAGUGGACGUGAACAACGAGGACAUCGCGGACAACUUUGAGGCGUGCGUGUGGGAGCCAGCGAUCGUGCGGAUCAACGCUCUGACCGCUGCCUCGGAGGCGGCCUGCCUCAUCCUGUCUGUGGAUGAGACCAUCAGGAACCCGCGCUCCACUAUGGACCCCUCUGCUGCCAAGUCCCGUGGCAAGGGCAUGCCCAUGGGCCGCUGAGGCAGCCUGGUCAGUACGGGGCUGUGGACGGGGCUGACCCAGGCCCGGUGACCAUCGCUGGGCCUGUUCACCCUCCAGCCCCCACAAGCUCUAUUUAUUGUUUUCAUCAUUUUUUUAUUUCUGGCAAAAAACGUGUCGGAGAAAUAAAGUUCCCAUUACCUUGA